Venturia canescens is the source of this 778-nucleotide messenger RNA. RefSeq lists its product as uncharacterized. The transcript is spliced from 2 exons. The coding region runs from base 1 to 690 and encodes 229 amino acids. The record is from RefSeq and is a predicted model, not a curated record. Lineage: Eukaryota; Metazoa; Arthropoda; Insecta; Hymenoptera; Ichneumonidae. Gene Ontology annotation, molecular function: nucleic acid binding.
AUGUCUCUGUCCUUGGAAGAUGUCGCAGUAGUGUGUUAUUUCACAACAAGUCUUGGCAAUCCUGGAAAUAGAGAAAUCCUAAGGUUGUCUGCUAAAUUUGGGGAGGAAACAUUUGCUACUUGGAUCAAGCCUUCAAAACCAGUUUCACCAGAAAUAGCAAGAUCGAUGCCUAGAUUUAAAUUCACCGAAUCUGGAAUGUUUCUCGACCGAAUAAAACUCUCAACCGUGUCAAUGGAAACGGCUUUGAAGAUGUUUUACGUAUUUCUCAAAUUUAUACCAAAGCCAGCUUUACUUGUUACCUUUACCAGUGAAUAUGAGUCCAUGCUCUUACUUCGAUUCAUUGAAAAAAAAGGCAUGUUGUACAGGUUCCGGAAAGUUAUAGCCGGAUUUUCAAAUACUUUGCCACUCUUCCGACAAUUUUUACCGAACCAGGAUAUGACACUAUCCAAUCUAACCAUGAGGUUGCUGAAUAGACGAUAUUCAAAUCAAUGGCCUGAAGCAUCGUAUGCUUUGGAUUGUUUGAACCAACUUGUAUUUAGCCAGCUAUUUGUAGCUGAGCUUAUCAGGAUCCGAGUACCUUUACCGAUGAGAGCACCUUUUCUAUCCGAUGCGCAGCAAGCUCAUGGAAAAAAAGUUCAGAAUAAUGCACGUGUCAACCCAGCUGAUACAUUCCGCGAUCGAUUCGAAUAAUCCUAUCAAUGAACCAUUGGAAAUUUAAAAUGUUUAUUCAUAAUAUUACUGUAUUUUUACUUUGCUGAAUACAAAGUUUUAGACCAUA